Molecule: messenger RNA, 5500 nt
Organism: Frieseomelitta varia
Lineage: Eukaryota; Metazoa; Arthropoda; Insecta; Hymenoptera; Apidae
Gene: Actn
Product: alpha-actinin, sarcomeric
Exons: 12
Coding region: 159-2924 (921 amino acids)
Biological process (GO): actin cytoskeleton organization; muscle cell development
Cellular component (GO): cell projection; plasma membrane; cortical actin cytoskeleton
Molecular function (GO): actin filament binding; calcium ion binding
Source: RefSeq, a predicted model, not a curated record
GAACGAGCGAGCAAGCAACCGAGUGUGGGAGGGGAGGCUCGUGCGCCGGCGAGCAAAUCGUGUGUCAGACUCGUGGCAGAGGGGUCAGCGCGAGAGAAAGAACGACACGAAUCGAAUAUUUUCUGGACUUAGCGGGAACGUGAAUUAUCCGCGGAAGGAUGAACGACAUGGAAGCUUACGGGGACGGAUACAUGGAGCCAGAGGAAGAAUGGGAGAGAGAAGGUCUUUUGGACCCGGCUUGGGAAAAGCAACAGAAAAAGACAUUCACAGCGUGGUGCAACUCGCACCUUCGUAAAGCAGGAACCGCCAUUGAAUCAAUCGAGGAGGACUUUAGAAAUGGGUUGAAAUUAAUGCUGCUGCUCGAGGUAAUUUCUGGUGAGACUCUACCAAGACCGGACAGAGGCAAAAUGAGGUUCCACAAGAUCGCGAACGUGAACAAAGCUCUUGAUUACAUUGCUAGUAAAGGUGUAAAAUUAGUUUCGAUCGGAGCAGAGGAAAUUGUGGAUGGUAAUCUGAAGAUGACACUGGGUAUGAUUUGGACCAUCAUCCUGCGAUUUGCUAUUCAGGACAUUUCUGUGGAAGAGAUGACUGCUAAAGAGGGACUUUUGCUGUGGUGCCAACGUAAAACUGCACCGUACAAAAAUGUCAAUGUCCAGAACUUCCAUCUGUCCUUCAAGGAUGGCUUGGCCUUUUGCGCCCUCAUUCAUCGCCAUCGUCCUGAUUUGAUCGAUUACAAUAAACUUAGCAAGGAUAAUCCUUUAGAGAAUCUGAACACUGCCUUCGAUGUUGCUGAAAAGUAUCUUGACAUUCCUCGUAUGUUAGAUCCUGAUGAUUUGAUCAACACACCCAAGCCAGAUGAGCGUGCAAUCAUGACGUACGUGUCCUGCUACUACCAUGCGUUCCAAGGUGCUCAGCAGGUCAAUAUGCGAAAUACAGCAAUGCCUGAUGAGAGAGCUGUGAUGACCUACGUUUCCUCGUACUACCACUGUUUUAGCGGUGCACAAAAGGCAGAGACUGCCGCAAAUAGAAUAUGUAAAGUUCUAAAAGUGAACCAAGAAAAUGAAAGGCUCAUGGAAGAAUACGAACGCCUGGCAUCUGAUUUACUGGAAUGGAUAAGACGGACCAUGCCUUGGUUAGCCAGUCGUCAGACCGAUAAUUCCCUUGCUGGCUGUCAAAAGAAGUUGGAGGAAUAUAGAACAUAUCGUCGUAAGCACAAGCCACCGCGGGUUGAGCAAAAAGCCAAACUCGAAACGAAUUUUAAUACUUUACAAACAAAGCUGAGACUGAGCAAUCGACCUGCUUAUAUGCCAACCGAGGGAAAAAUGGUCUCCGAUAUAAAUAAGGCUUGGAAAGGCUUAGAAUUGGCAGAGAAAUCGUUCGAAGAAUGGCUCUUGUCGGAAAUGAUGCGUCUGGAGCGUUUGGAGCAUUUGGCUCAGAAGUUUAAGCACAAAGCUGAUGCUCAUGAAGAAUGGACCGCAGGAAAGGAAGAGAUGCUUACGUCGCAACACUUCCGACAGUGCAAACUCAACGAGCUCAAAGCUUUGAAGAAAAAGCACGAAGCUUUCGAGUCUGAUCUUGCGGCUCAUCAGGAUCGCGUAGAACAGAUAGCUGCCAUCGCUCAAGAGCUCAAUACCUUGGAGUAUCACGAUAGCGCGUCCGUUAAUGCUAGGUGUCAACGAAUUUGCGAUCAGUGGGAUCGUUUAGGUACUCUCACUCAACGUAGGCGUCAAGCGUUAGACGAGGCUGAACGUAUUCUUGAAAAGAUCGACGUUCUACAUUUGGAAUUCGCUAAACGAGCUGCUCCGUUCAAUAACUGGCUGGAUGGAACCAGGGAAGACUUGGUAGACAUGUUUAUCGUUCAUACGAUGGAGGAAAUCCAAGGAUUGAUGGAUGCUCAUGCUGCGUUUAAAGCAACUCUCGGUGAAGCCGAUAAAGAGUACAAUUCUAUUGUGGGAUUAGUACGCGAAGUUGAAUCAAUAGUGAAACAGUUCCAAAUCCCCGGAGGCCUUGAAAAUCCGUAUACUACUCUAACUGCUUUGGAUCUUACGAAGAAAUGGAGCGAUGUCAGACAACUUGUGCCUCAACGUGACGGUACAUUGCAAGCGGAACUUCGUAAACAGCAGAACAACGAACUACUUCGACGACAGUUUGCUGAGAAAGCUAAUGCCGUUGGUCCAUGGAUAGAACGUCAAUUGGACGCAGUUACUGCUAUUGGUCUCGGUCUUCAGGGAACUCUGGAAGAUCAAUUACAUCGUCUGAAAGAAUAUGAACAGGCGGUCUAUCAAUACAAAGCUCAUCUUGAGGAAUUGGAGAAGAUUCACCAAGCUGUCCAGGAGGGAAUGAUAUUCGAGAACCGAUACACUCAAUACACGAUGGAAACAUUACGAGUUGGAUGGGAACAAUUGCUCACUUCAAUAAAUCGUAAUAUUAAUGAAGUUGAAAACCAAAUUCUUACUAGAGAUUCGAAGGGCAUCACGCAGGAACAACUCAACGAAUUUCGUAGUAGUUUCAAUCAUUUCGACAAGAAUCGUACAGGCAGAUUGGCUCCAGAUGAAUUCAAGUCCUGUCUCGUUUCUCUUGGUUAUUCCAUUGGAAAGGAUAGACAAGGCGACAUCGAUUUCCAACGUAUUUUGGCUAUUGUCGAUCCAAAUAACUCCGGCUACGUGCAGUUCGAUGCGUUCUUGGACUUCAUGACUCGCGAAUCUACAGACACGGACACGGCUGAGCAAGUUAUCGAUAGUUUCCGUAUACUUGCCGGAGACAAGCCGUACAUCUUGGCAGACGAACUGAGGAGGGAAUUGCCACCUGACCAGGCCGAAUACUGCAUUCAGCGAAUGCCUCCUUACAAAGGUCCGAAUACGCCUCCUGGUGCAUUGGACUAUCGUUCAUUCUCCACUGCUCUGUACGGUGAAUCAGAUUUGUAAAGAUACAUAUCAAAGAUGAAAAAUUUCCGGACAAAUUUUCCAUUUAAAAAAGAAAGAAAAGAAAAAAACAAAUCAAAUGUUCACAUGAAACGUUCGUCGCACGUUUUGGUACUUCAACAACUUCUUUCAUAAAUUAAGAAUUACAACGCGAUCAAAGAAUCAUUGACUAGCCUUAAGAUAAUAUGGUAUAAUAUUUCGGAGCGUUUGAGAAGGAAAGGCUCUAAUAUAUUUAUACUUGUCACGAGUGUUAGCAAUUUUUUAUCCGUGAUAUUUUUUUAACGUAAAGGAACCUGAGAGUUAUGUCGAUAAAUUUUGAUACGUCGAUAUUUGCUAGAAAACGUCUAUUCUCUAUCGCUAUAUCGUUGUACGAAGUAAAACGAAGUUGGUGGUCGACGUGGAAAGUGGUCGGUACUUAAAUAAGUCUGUACAGUGACAAUAAAUGUAUACACAAUUUAGAUACCUUAACGUUAAAAGAAUAGCACAAUCGAAUACAACAGGUUCUUCUAGAACGUUCGCUUCUUGCCUAUAUCUACGAUGAGUCCUAUAAUUAGUAAGUUAAUGUUUCAAUUGUAUAUAAACAUCUCCAAGAAGUCACACGAGUACCAAUAAUAGAGAAAAAUGAUAAACAUUUCCUUUUCGCAAGCGUCCCAGAAAAGGAGAGAACAGAAACUGUUCCAUAAAUGAAUAUUGUACUAAAAAAUGGGAAACGUGAUUAAACAGGUUAUUACGUACAAUUAUCGCGUGCGUCGAUAUUGCGGUCUUACAUGUAUUGUUAAAAAAGAAAAAAGGAAAAGAAUGUCACUUUAACGGGAGUAUUUGUAUAUUUUUCAGAACUCUGAAUCGUACUAUCUAAAGUUAUAAUUUAAUUUCGUUUCCGAGGGAGAAAAAGUUUGAUCUUUUUAAAAGAGACGACUGUUUCAGUUGUACCUAAAAAAAAAAAAAAAACGUGAUACGAGUGUCUCGCAGUUCCUAAAUGCAUAGAAUCGUGCAGAACGAUACGAGGGUCUCUAUUUUUUUCAUAAAACGAAGCAGAUACUCGAUUCGUAAGCGUAAGACGCAAAUCGAUGUUCGAAAAAAAAAUAUAUAUAUAUAUAUACGAAAAUUCAUAUUCACGCGUAUAUAAAUUAAGAAUAUUAAACGAUGUAAACGAACAUUUGAAAAAAAUCCGUGAGUACGUACGAACGACCUUCUCGCUAAGAAUCCAGAAAAUAUUACGCUCGAAAUCGAACACAAACGUUUCAUAUUUUUUUAUAACAAGCGGCACAACGAGAAAUCCUUGAAACGAGAAACGCCGCCUUUAUAUUUCGUAAACCGUGUAUUAAAUAAUAAUUAAUAAUAACGAUAAUGCGAAACGACGCUAAAGAGAGCAAAUUAUUUAUUUAUUUGAAUUAAACGAAUUAUUUAUUAUUGUUCCAAUAAAGUAAUUAAUUACGGUAGUGAAAACGAAGCCACUUUCUCAAAGUAUUUAUUUUUAUAAAUAUUUGACAGAAGUGAUAUAGUGAAAAGGCCACUGUAAUAUAAGAUCCGUCGUGUAAAAUUUGUCAAAAUAGCAAUCGCCAUCCUUUUUUGUGUCAUCUUUGUUAGAUCACAAUUUAUAUUCAGCAGCAUUGAAAUGUGUCAUUCAGUCGAAUCAUUGUCGUCCAAAUCAUUGUUGUUCCAAGGUCAUAGAAGAUGCUCGUGUGUGAAAUUGCAAUUGUCUGACAUUCGAGAAGAGAAAAGGGAAAUUAUACUGUGACUGUUUUUUUUUUUUCUUCGCUUGACAACUUAGUUUCGCUUCUUUAAUAUCUGUUUUAACGCGUUUUGCGAGUUCAGUUUAAUUUUCUCUUGUAUUUAUUUUUGUUAAAAAAGAAAAAGGAAAAAAAAAAGAAUAGAGGAAAUUCUCAUUGGGCAUCUUUUGCAGAAGUGAGCAACGGUAAAAAGAACUGGAAGGAAAGGUCUACUGAUCUACUGAACAGCGUAUGCUCAUAUGUAAACACACGGACACACAUGCAAACACACAUAACCUCACAUGCAAACAAGAUUGAGAUUAUGAACGAGUUCGUUCAUAGCGCGAUGAAUUUAAAAACAAAUACAUAUGUGUAUGUAUGAUCGGAGGAAAAGAAAUCAUUUUGAAAAUUUUCGAUUGCGUUCAUAUCGUAUUAUGUACAUGUAUACAUUCUCAUUAAUAAUCAAUCACAUAUACGCAUAACUUGUAACUCUUAUAAUUUUAAACCAAUUAAUUAAUUGUAAUUUGUACAAUUCUCAAUUUGACUCAGAGCUCGACAGAAUCGUAUUCGUAUUUGCAUAUUUACACUUGUCGACUUCUAUUUUUUUUUUUUUUUUUUUUUCGUUUUGUCAGUUUCAUCUUCCUCGGCUUUUAAUUUAAUAACGAAAAGCAUUGUGAAAUCAAAUUGCGAGAAAAUGAAAAAAAGUGAGAGAGAGAAAGUGAGAGUGAGAGUGCAAAUAAGAAGAAAUUUUGUAUUGAAAAAAGCGACAAGAUUGGAUAGUUGUUUUUAACGUAUCCUAAUAUGCGUCAUAUCAAGUGGGCGAUAUAAUAAAAGAAUAUAAAUAAAAAUUUCUAACAGUGUGGUUAAAAA